Physella acuta is the source of this 4424-nucleotide messenger RNA. RefSeq lists its product as uncharacterized. Gene Ontology annotation, molecular function: signaling receptor binding. Gene Ontology annotation, cellular component: extracellular region; cell surface. Gene Ontology annotation, biological process: anatomical structure development. The record is from RefSeq and is a predicted model, not a curated record. NCBI's taxonomy places the organism in Eukaryota, Metazoa, Mollusca, Gastropoda, Physidae.
GUGUCCGUGUGGCCGAUUACACGUCGCGAGUGUCACCCGCGUAAAAUUGUGAAGCGAACGUUAACAGAGGUUAGAUCUCUAUCAGCGAUUCUUGCAAGGCGUGGUUUCCCGAAAUAUAUUUUUAGAAUCGGGUUUUUUUUCAAUUAGCUUCUCUCCACACACUCACCAACAGCACACGACCGUCUAACACUAACCGCCAUGAUAACUCAUCUUCUCCUUACAAUCACUGUAAGCAUACUAUGCUUCACGUAUGCUGAAGGAAGUUUGCGUAAAAGAAACACAGUUGCCGGCGACUGCCCACCCCAGCCCGAGACUGUCACUCUCGAGAUAGCAGUCGACAGGGCCGGCAAUGGCCUUCUGCCGUGUUCGUUGUCCGAACACCCGGUGGACAAUGCCGUCAUUCUCUUCAGCUGGCACGUCGAGGGCAGCACAGACAUCUGGCAUAAGGAGAUUAAGUCGCCGGAAAAAUCCGGCUCUCUGCCUUUCAAUGAAAUAGUCACCAGCUUGUUAAAUAAAAAGAUUUCUUGUACAGCUCAGCUCAAGUUCGACAAACUGGGGGCAGAGUGGUGUGAAAAAGUGGAAAGCAACACAGUGACACCUAACAUAAUCUGUCCAGCACAAACCCAGUUAACCGUGGUAGAAGGUCUGGGCCCUGAGAACCUAGUGGUCAAGCUGUCAGCUCCCCCCUCCAUGUACUGUAUUGGUACAGACAAGAAUCAGUGUGAGGUCGAGGUUGUGACAGAGAUUGUCCCAAACGAUAAUGACCUCAAGUGCUCAAAGACUGAGGUCAUCCCCCAAGUUGUCUUAGAAUCCAAAAGCUGUGGGGUUCAGAUCACAAAGAACAACUGGAAGAAUGGAGUCACUAUUCCAAUCAAGGCAUCCAUUGACAGAAUUAUUGAUGGGGAGAGAGUGGUGUCAUUGGCAAUAACUGUUAGAUUCAAGGGUCUGGAAGUCGUAGAAGAGAAGUGUCCGAACGUGGAAAUUAAAGUUGUUGAUCAGGAUAAAACAGGCAUCUGUCACUCUGUCAACGACCCACACAUUCGAACUUUUGACAAUUUUAACUAUGACAACCAUCUUACAGGGGAGUUUGUUCUGUACAAGCACAAGACCCUUCCCUAUCAGGUGGUAGCCAGGUAUGCACCUUGUGGACCGCGCCCUAUACCUACAUGUAACUGUGCAGCAGCUAUCCAAACAGGGGAUGACGUCAUUACUUUCAAUUCUUGUGAUGCCCCACAAAAUAAGGGCGCCACAAACACAGUCGCUCUCAGUGUCAAGGUAUUUACCAAUGGGGAGUUAACUAGGGGAACCAGGAUCAAGCAAAUUGGAGAAGGGCAAAAAUUUGAGGUACAUCUCCCCACUGGGACAAUUGUGACCUUGACCCCAAGCUACUAUUCCUUCAUGAACAUCAUCAUCACUGCAUCAACAGCAGACUUUGGGAAUACAGAAGGGUUAUGUGGAGACUUUAAUGGGAUCAGUCAAGAUGAUUUUACAGGUCUUAAUACAGACCAGUUCAACAACAAAUGGAGAUCAACAACCACAAUAUUUAAUGGUGUUCUCCCUGAGCAAACCUCAACGACACCAACCUACUGCAGCUGUAUCCAAGGUGCUAAACCUGUGGUCAGUUCUGGCCUUGAUGUGUACAGCUGUACAGAUCCUGACCCCAACGAUGCCACACAACUGUUUAUUAAAAACGCUAGGACACCAAAGGCCAACACCAAGGCACCUCGGAGAAAAAGGGAAAUCAAUCAAGGUGCUGGUAGCACAGAAGCUGUAUCAAUCAGUCGAGACGAGGCUGAAACAUUGUGCCGGGAUACACUGGAGAAGAGUGACAUAAUGAAAGUAUGUGGGGAUCAGAUCACUAGUACCCAGGUUAAACAGAGCAUAGAGGACUGUGUGAAUGAUACGAUGAUCACAGGCCAAAAAGAGUGGGCAGUGUCACACCUACGUGACUUAGGAGAUGAGUGUCUGAUGCAUGCUGUUCGGAACCCGUCCGUCUGGACUGGGGCGAGUGAGACACCAGGUCAGCCUGACCUACCCAAGGCUUUGGUCACUCAGCUGUGUGCUGAAGAUUGUGGCCCUAAUGGUCAAUGUGUCAAAACUGUCUGUGAGUGCAGUGACGGCUACUCAGGUGAGAGAUGUCAGUAUGGUCCUGACACUCAACCUGAAGUGUUUGGCCUGUCUUGGGCGACCUGUGACACCCAGGCAUCAAGUUGCCUCACAGUGAGCCUUGAUGGCAAACAUUUCAGCAAGUUCAAGGACUUCUUCUGCCACUUUCAAUAUGCCACAAUAACUGACUCAGCAGAGAAAACAGAAGAAAAGCAGGUUGUGUCUGCUGAAGCUAUCAGCUGGUCUGCCAUAGCCUGCACCCUCCCAGCACUGCGAAGUGGGUACAUCAGCCUCAGCAGUGACAGAUCGCAGGAGGGGGAGAGAGCUUUUCUUUACGUCGUCCACAACUCCAGCUGCCAGAUUUGUACAUUGAAUGACAAUCUAACAGAUGUGCAGUGUCAAAUAGUUGAAAACCAGUGUGGAAUUAAUGGAAAGUGUUACCUGCCUGAUGAAGUGGACCCUGACGAUUCAUGCAACAUUUGCAGCUUAGAGCACAGCAACACUUCUUGGACCAGAAAAACCGAUUCAGCCUGCAUGAAGGAUGAUGGCCCACUCUCACAGAAAGCCAUCAUUAUAAUUGCUGUAGUGUGUGGGGCCGCAGUGCUACUGGCCAUUAUAAUCACAGUUGUCUGCCUCUUGCGCAAAAAACGAAGACAGAGGAAACAUGUGGUGAAAAAGGACUACAGAGAGGUCUCCUUACAUGAGACCAGAACUGAUGAGACUGAGAAGAUAUGAGCUCAAACAUAAAUGUGUGCUCAUUUUUGUGAAGAUGUGAAUUCAAGCAUGAACUUUACAUUGUUCGUGUGAGUGCAUCUGCAAGGAGAUGUGAAUUCAAGCAUGAACUUUACAUUUUUUACAUGUGUGCAUUUUAUAACUUCAUGGAUUUAUUUGCAUUUUCAAUUUUUAUUUUUUUUUUAUUUUUAAUCUACCAUUUAUAGAAUUGUUUUUUGUUUUUUUUAACAUUAGUUAAUUAUGCUUCUUUUUAUAAGAAAUUUAAAAAUAUUCUAAAAAUGUGUUUGAAAAUAUAAUUAUCCUUUAUAUUAAUCUGUGCAUUUAAAAAAAAAUAAUAAUAUCAAAGCCUUUUAUACUGCUAUUACACUGCCUUUGUCUUCAAAUGAUGUGAUAUUGUGGGUUUGUUUUAAUCUCUAGUCUCUAUACUUUUAUUUUAGACAAAUCAAAAACCCCAAAUUUGAAAACUUUUGUUAAAAAGUAGAGCACUAUGUUUACAGAGAUUCUGAUAAUCUUUAUAUUAGGGUCUAAGGCUAAGUGAUCUAAAUCCAUUUUAGUUUGAAGGAUGUCUGUGUAGUAGUGUAUAGCAUGGUAUUCUUGCCUUAUCAUUGUUGUAGUAACAUUUAAUAAAAUACACAGCAUUAAUGCACAUCAAAAAUUAAACUAAACUGCCAGUUUGAGCAAGUAUAGUAACACAGCUUUAUGAAUUGUUUAUAUAACUUUACCUAAUACACUCUCAACACAUUUCCAUUUACUAAUGAUCUGCAGAUCUUACUGAUCUUUAUAAAAGCCAGAAUAACUUUUUUAAAAUAUAUCCACUAAUUUUUAUAGGGUGGCCAACCCUAAGAAAAUUAAAACAAUUUAAAACUUGUUUUUAAUCAACAUUUUUUAAUUUGACGUGCAUCUAAUUUUUAAAUGAAUUGAACAUAUACAUAAACAAUGACCUUUAGUUUUUCUAGAAUGUUUUACAAAAUUAACAGCUUGUUUUAAUCCUUGCCUUCGUGUGUUCUGUAAUGUGUUCUAGUAUUUUAUAAUUGGAAAACUUGCUUCAUUUUUUGGCUUAAAUACAAAACUUGUAUAAUUAAUACAACAAAAAAAAAUUAAUAUAUUUUAUUUUAUACAUUUAUACUAAGCAUUUUAAAAUUGUGUGAAAUGUUGCUUAUUUUGUGCCUUUCUUGCCAAAGGAUCCCUUGAUAUAGAUUGCUAAUUAUCGCAUGUUUAUGCAAAUUUGUUUUAAUUAAGAGGCCUUCUAUGUAUCAUCGUACAAGGAUACCUUCCUUGUAUAAUGAAGUUACCUAUAAUCUGUUUAUCAUCUUACUAUGGGUGUAUAACAUUUUUGGACAGGAUACUGCUAUUAUGUAUCUUGUAACUGUUGAUUUAAUUCUUGUUGUGUGAGGUUACCUAUAAGCUAUGUAAAAAAUAUUACUAUGGAAGUAUUGCUUGUUUAGUUAGGUUACCUAUAAGCUAUGAAAAAAUCUUGCUAUGGAAGUAUUGCUUGUUUAGGUAGGUUACCUACAGGGGCGGAACUACAGUGCCGCCAGACCCCGCAAUGCGGGGGGGCCCAGACCGAAUGGGGGCCCAAAAAUCCC